Messenger RNA from Penaeus chinensis, 764 nucleotides. RefSeq lists its product as uncharacterized. Lineage: Eukaryota; Metazoa; Arthropoda; Malacostraca; Decapoda; Penaeidae. The record is from RefSeq and is a predicted model, not a curated record. The transcript is spliced from 6 exons. Bases 119 to 634 code for a protein of 171 amino acids.
GUCGAGGGCUCUUAGUGUCCUGCCGGAGCUCGCGCGGGUCGCACGGCGCUAGGUCACGUCGCGUCGUCUCGAAGUUCCUCUAGGCGUCGCCCGGAUCCCCCUCCCCCCUGCCGAGAAGAUGGCGCUUCUGGCCAACACGAAGAGCGAGGCGCGGCUGACCAUCUCUAGGUGCUGCUGCCUCUCCCUCAAGACCACGGCGCUCAUCGUCGUUGCCACGGAGACGCUAUUUAUACUUAUGGCAAUAGUCUUCAUGGCCAUCGCUAAGGCUAUGAUGCCGGGCUUCCCACUAAUUCUGUCGCACUUCGUUGUUUUGGAACUCGAGCUGCUCAUUCAGCUCAUCAUGUCCUGCGUUCUGCUCUAUGGUAUUCUGAAGAAGCGUCGGGAGCUGGUGAGGGCGUGGGUGUGGGUGCGGGGCGUGUGCUUCUUCACCGAGUUCCUCAUGGGCACUCUGUCCAUCCUCAUCAUCCAGCUGUGGAACGUCGGCCUCGUCCUGCUGCUUCUCUCCCUCAUCGCCUUCGGGAACAUGCUGCUCAUCCGCUCCUUCGGAUUCCACAUGCAACAGCGCGAGUCGGGGGGUGAGUCGGAGGUCGUGAGUGUGGAGGACCUGGUUAAGACAAAUCCUGACUCGAAGUGAAGGAUUUUAUAUCAUGUAUGUCUGUAUUUAAUCCCCCUGUAUUCACCUGUUAAGGUUAGUUGGCUGUAGUGAUGUCAACGGUGAUGUAUUUGCAAAUAUAAUGUUAUAAUAAAAUUCUAAUAUAAGAGUA